AUGGCGGACGAGGACGCGCCGCUGUUCUUUGAGGAGGCGGGCGGCGAGCCUCGUGCGCAUGUGCCUGCGAAGCGCGGGGCGAAUGAUGCGCCCGACGCAGAGACUGCUUGGCACCGACGAUACCUCGGUACCUUUGUGCUCUGUGGCUAUUCGAUGACCAAGGGUACUGGCUACCUGCAGCACGGCGAGCAGGUGCUAAUCCAGCGCAAGCCCAAGACAAAGGGUGCUACAUCCGUUCGGGGAUCACGCACCAAGGUGAGACCGGACUAUGUGGUGCGCUUCAGCAAUGCUCGGGGUGCGUUCACUUCGCUAACCACAGGCUUCGAAGUCGGUCGUAUCCCGGUGGAUGUUGCAGGCUGGAUGGCGUGCCUCCUCGAUGAGCACCUAUGCGAACUGGAUGGGCGUGUAAUCGACUGCGCUGCUUCCUUAGAAGUCGGAAGCGAUAUACUCCUAGAGAUCCGCGCGUACCUGACGCGCCACGCGUUUUCCGCGCGUGUGGCGCAGCAGUGUCAGAUACUGCUCGAGAAGGAUGCCGCACCCCGUGUUGGCGAUGGCGAAACGGAGCAAGAGCGGUCACUGCGUCACCGUAAAGUUGCACUGCAGCGCUUAUUCCGCGCCUGCAGCUUGGCGCCAGAGCAAUCUGCGCCGUCGUCGUCGCAUGCCACCGUCACUCGCACCAAGCGGGACGACGACGACGACGGGACGGAGGUUUCGGACGAGUGCCUAACUAGCAUCUACGCACGCGCUCAGAAGGACGAUGCGCUCUUACCAAUGGCUGAUGCGCCGCCCACCUUUGCUCUGGAGCUGCGGCCGUACCAGAAGCAGGCGCUCGCAUGGAUGCAGAGCAUGGAAGCAGCCCACACGGCGGUACGCGCCUCUUCGCUGCAUCCCCUGUGGGAGGCAUAUCGCUGGCCGCUCGCUGACGAUGCAGACGUCGGGCUCGGCUUAUUUUAUAUGAACCCAUACAUCGGCGACCUCAGUCUCGAGUUCCAGCCAGCCAGUCGCGGUGCGCGGGGCGGUAUUCUGGCGGACGAGAUGGGACUCGGCAAGACAAUCAUGCUUGCGAGUCUUAUCCAUGCGAAUCGCGCCACGGAAGCGGAGCGCCCUACGCGACGUACAGGCCUGCAGCAGGCACGCUUAUCGUUCAGCGCCCCGCCAAACCGCUCUUCUCGAACGCCGGCCACGCUGGUCGUGGCGCCCAUGAGCCUGCUGAGUCAGUGGCGCACCGAGCUGGAGCGCGCAUCGCACCCUGGCACGCUCACGGUGGCGCUGUACUAUGGCGACCAGCGCGAGCAACUGGGGGCACAGGUACGCGCGGGCGGUGUCGAUGUGGUUGUUACAUCGUACGGCACGCUAACUAGUGACUUCAAGCAGCUCGACAAGCGCAGUAUCUCGCCACUGUUUGACGAGACUUGGCACCGAGUCGUGCUCGACGAGGCACACACCAUCAAGAACCGCAGCACGCUCGCUGCGCGCGCCGUGUGUCGUCUCGAGGCAGAUCGGCGCUGGGCGCUCACUGGCACACCGAUCCAGAACCGACUAACGGACUUGUACAGCUUGCUGCGGUUCUUGCGCGUCGAGCCCUGGGGCGAUGCGCGCUUCUUCCACAGCUUUUUAGCAAAGCCAUUUGCAAGUCAGAAUGCCAAGGCGCUGGACAUUGUCCAGGCCAUCCUAUCGAGCCUGCUCCUGCGCCGCGAAAAACACACCAAAGACCGGGAUGGCCACAGCAUCGUCGAGCUGCCGCCCAAGAUUAUCGAUACCCAGCGCCUGACGUUCUCUGAGGCCGAGCGCGAGAUCUACCUCAGUGUCUAUGACCGUGCUCGCAUGCGUUACCGCGAUCUGGCGGCCCAGGGGCUUGUGGGCCAGCAUGUCAGCCUCAUCUUUGCCGUCCUAAUGCGCCUGCGCCAGGCAGUGUGUCACCCAUACCUCGUCCUGCCAACCCGUGCCGAGCGCGCGCCAGAGGAGCCGAGCUUUGAGGCGCAGCUGCACGAGCUUGUGCGCCGCUUUGAGUCGGAGAAGCCCGACGCAUAUGCACGCGACGUACUCGACACGCUGCUUGCCUCGGCGCCGGCCGACGAGGACGAGUGCCCUUUCUGUAUGGAGCUCAAGGCGUCCAAGUGCUUUUUGCCGCGGUGCAUGCACCAUGGGUGCCGCGAGUGCCUAGUGCAAUACCUACAGGCAUGUGAAGACCGCGGCGAGGAGCCCCACUGCCCCGUCUGCCGCCGCGGGCCGGUGCAGGCCGAGGACCUGGUAGAGAGUGUGCGGCGCACAGAGCCGCCCAAAGCGCCCCAUGUCGCGGUGCGGGGCAGCACUAAGCUCGAUGCGCUCAUGAAGCAGCUUGCCAACAUUACGGCCGCCGAUCCGACGUGCAAAGGUGUCAUCUUUUCGCAGUUCACGGGCUUUCUGGAUCUGAUCCAGUCGCAUAUCGAGCAGCAGGGCUAUACAUACGUGCGUCUGGAUGGACGCACGUCACAAAAAGAGCGCGAAGGUGUACUGGCGCGCUUUGCCAACGAGCCAGGGCCCCUCUUUCUGCUCAUCUCGCUGCGGGCCGGCGGCGUCGGACUCAACUUGACCGCGGCGAAUCACGUGUGGCUCAUGGACUGCUGGUGGAAUAGCAGUAUGUACGUAUGGGCUACUGACACCAGUGAGGAACAGGCGAUCGACCGUAUCCACCGCCUUGGGCAGACGCGCACCGUCACCGUGCACCGCCUCCUCGUCGACGACACGAUCGAGGACCGGAUCCUGGCCAUCCAAGCGCACAAGCGCAAGCUUGUGGAGCACGCACUCGCGUCGCAGCCGCGCGGUCCCGCCGCGGAUACCAUGGAGAACUUGCGUCUGCUCUUCGACGACAUCUAG
Malassezia sympodialis ATCC 42132 is the source of this 2856-nucleotide messenger RNA. RefSeq lists its product as uncharacterized. Gene Ontology annotation, cellular component: nucleus. The coding region runs from base 1 to 2856 and encodes 951 amino acids. Gene Ontology annotation, molecular function: zinc ion binding; hydrolase activity, acting on acid anhydrides, in phosphorus-containing anhydrides; nucleic acid binding. NCBI's taxonomy places the organism in Eukaryota, Fungi, Basidiomycota, Malasseziomycetes, Malasseziales, Malasseziaceae. The transcript has 2 exons. The record is from RefSeq and is a predicted model, not a curated record. Gene Ontology annotation, biological process: DNA repair.